UCAAAUAGGAAUUGUGAAAAGUAGCAUACUGGUGAGAAAUGUGUGCUGGCUAUUGUGUUCAUGCACAGACAGCAGGGAGCAAAGCUAAAAACUGGCAUUCACAAAGGCAAGAGCAAUAGUGCUUGGCUGCUGUGUCUUCAUCCUCUCCCUCUCUUGCCCCAGGUAUGGAAGCGUUCUGGAGCAUGGUUCUUCAAGGGCUUCCCCAAACAGGUCCUCCCCAAGCCUAUGCCUAUAAGGAAGCCCAAGACCCAGCAGCCCACCCUGGAGCCCAAGCACUGUGAGCCCACUGUCCCUGAGCAUCCCACCCUGGAGCCCAAGCACGCUGCCCGGGCUCCAACUCGAGGUGACACUGAAGACAAGAGGGGCCCAGGUCCGAAGACAGGCCCUGACCUGGCCUCUACUCCCGGGCGAGGAAGUUAUGGGCCCCCUGUGCGCAGGGCCAGUGAGGUGCAGGCAAGCUCAUCUAGCCAGGACCCAGAGAGCUGGGACCAGGGUCACAGUGUGGCUUCCGGAGACUCCAGCCGGAGCCCAGCAGGUUUGAGAUGGGCCAACACUGUCAAGGCCUCCAGACCUGCCCCUGCCUCCAUGCAGAGCCCAGCACCUCCUCAGCCUGGGCAGCCAGGACCCCCAGGAGGCAGCAGACCGAGUCCUGGGCCAGCAGGUCGCCUUCCAGAUCAGAGACCAGAGGUGGCUCCCAGUGAUCCUGGCUAUGCAGGGGCUUCUGCCCCACCACGGGAGAACAGAAUGGGAGGAGUUGGCUACUCAGCAGUUGGAGCCAGGGAGAACCGCACAGGCCACCCUCCAGGCCCCUAUUCCCAGGCAUCUGCUGCUUCCCAGCCUGCUGGGGUCCCCGCCUGCCAGCCCCCACCUCCAAAGGAGGACGAAGAGGAAGCCAACAGCUAUGAUUGGGAUGAAGCAACCACCCUUGGUGCCCUGGAGUUCAGCCUUCUCUAUGAGCAGGACAACAGCUCUCUGCACUGCACCAUCAUAAAGGCCAAGGGACUGAAGCCCAUGGAUUCCAAUGGCUUGGCCGAUCCUUAUGUUAAGCUGCACCUCUUGUCGGGAGCCAGCAAGGCCAACAAGCUUCAUACAAAAACCCUGCAGAACACCCAGAACCCUGUCUGGAAUGAGACUCUUGUCUACCACGGUAUCACGGAAGAGGACAUGCAGAGGAAGACCCUGAGGAUCUCUGUCUGUGAUGAGGACAAAUUUGGCCAUAACGAGUUUAUUGGUGAGACCAGAUUCUCCCUUAAGAAAUUGAAGCCCAACCAGAGGAAGAAUUUCAAUAUCCGUUUGGAGCGGGUGAUCCCCAUGAAGCGUGCCGGGACCACCGGGUCAGCCUGAGGCACGGCCCUUUACGAGGAGGAGCAGGUGGAGCGUAUUGGUGACAUAGAGGAACAUGGCAAGAUCCUGGUGUCCCUCAUGUACAGCACACAGCAGGGAGGCCUCAUUGUGGGCAUCAUACGCUGCGUGCACUUGGCUGCCAUGGAUGCCAAUGGCUACUCAGAUCCAUUAGUCAAGCUGUGGCUGAAACCAGACAUGGGAAAGUAAGCCAAACACAAGACUCAAAUUAAGAAGAAAACCUUGAAUCCCGAGUUUAAUGAGGAGUUUUUCUACGAUAUCAAACACAGUGACCUGGCCAAGAAGUCCCUGGACAUCUCAGUCUGGGACUAUGACAUCGGCAAGUCCAACGAUUACAUUGGAGGCUGCCACCUGGGGAUCUCAGCCAAGGGAGAGCGCUUGAAACACUGGUACGAGUGUCUGAAAAACAAGGACAAGAAGAUGAAGCGCUGGCACCAACUACAGAACAAGAAUCACAUGUCAAGUGAUUAG
This is a messenger RNA of Manis javanica (Malayan pangolin), 1833 nucleotides long. The record is from RefSeq and is a predicted model, not a curated record. Lineage: Eukaryota; Metazoa; Chordata; Mammalia; Pholidota; Manidae.